UUCUCUCUCUCUCUAAGUAUGUCUCUCUCUCUCUCUAUGUGUCUUUUUCUCUCUCUGUCUCUCUCUAAUCACUAAUUCAGUGACUAAUUCUCUGGCACUAAUUCAGAAAACAAAACAAAAUAAAUCAAACAAGAUAGUAUGGAGCAUCCCAUGAAACGAAGUGGUGAUAGAUAAGAUGAUAUGUAAUAUUUUGACCAACGGUUUAUAACUGAUUGUGUCUCCUCUGGCAGUCAUUUUCCCCUGUAAUCCAUUUUGCAAAAGCACAUUGUUUCAACAUUCCAAAUAUGUCCAUUAGCUCAAAAUAGGUUGGGAAAAUUGUAAGAUUGCACACAUUUUAAAACAGUCUGGAUGUUUUAGUUGCCUUCAGGUUUUUACCAUCACUCAAGGGCAGUUUGGCCAUGAAGUGGAAUGUAGGGUCAUUGUAAGAUUGCAGGACCUUGGAUAGCUCCAUGCAGACAAUUUGUUCAAUAAAAAUUGGAAUGCAGUUUGGCCUUUUAUCCAUCUUGACUACACAGGCUAUUGCUGGCUUCAUGAAAAAUGGAGGGAUUUUAAUGAGACAGUUCCCUGACCCAGAACUACCAUGUCACUGCUUUUCAGUUAAUUCCCAACCUGACCUUUCCUGUGAUUUUUUUUUAGGUAAUCUGACUCAUUGGAUGCUAUAUUAGGGGUUUCUGGAUGCAGAGCCCUCCUGACCGAUAGACUUCAGCUCAAAAUUGUUGAAAGAUGCUUUAUCUGGAUGUAGCACCUCUGUAGCUAUUUUGCCACUAAAGAUUUAUAGUGUCUUGAAGCAUCAUCUGACUGCUGUCUGUUGUUAUGCCAGUGUGGCAGGAUUGACUGGAAAAAUGUCCUGCAAGAACUCGUUAGCAGCCCUUUUCUGUCUUUAUCGGAGUCUUUGUUGCUACUCAAGGUUGGUGGGGUCAUGACAUCCUGCAUGAAAGUCCUUUGCACAUUCAUGCCAAAUGCUAGGUCUCUCCAUCUAGUGUGUAAAGGACUCAAGAACUCCUCCUUUUAAGUCUCAUCACUCCUCAUUGCUUUAAGGUUUAGGGAAAUUUCCUGUGUCUUUGUUCUUUCCUAUCUUCUUGAAUAGGAAAGGCAAGUGAAGAGAAGGACCAACUUUGUGGAGCCAUCACGUCAAGCAUUUGCCUGAAAAUGCUAUAGUGGAACAAUGGACAGCCCCUACUCGCUACUCCCUCCAGCUGUCAUCAAAGGAUAGCUGUACCCACUUGAACAUGAAUAAAACUCUGUAUGCAAUUCAGGAUCCUGCUUUAUGAUCACAGGUCAUUGUAGAGCCGUGGUGGCGCAGUGGUUAGAGUGCAGUACUGCAGGUUACUUCUGCUGAUCACCGGCUGCCAGAAAUUUGGCAGAUUGACUCUCACCAGGCUCAAGGUUGACUCAGCCUUUCAUCAUUCCGAGGUGGGUAAAAUGAGACCCAGAUUGUUGGGGGCAAUAUGCUAAGUCUGUAAACCGCUUAGAGAGGGCUGUAAAGCACUGUGAAGUGGUAUAUAAGUCUAAGUGCUAUUGCUAUUGUAGAGAUGUGCUUGCAUUUCAGCAAAAACAAUUACAAUUCCUUGUAUGAUCUCUCAGCUGGAUGUAUAGUAUUUAGCUUUUGCUUAAAUGAUGCCUAUUCCCAGAAACUCUAGGUGGACAAAUACCACAGGAAGCCCCCAAUACAUAAAAAUUUAGAAACAAACAAGUACAAAGACCAUGAAUUUAGAAGCCUAACCUUCUCCUGUGCAGGGCAUAGAUCAGUCAGAUAGAUGUGGAGGUGGCUCUGAAUAUGUAACUCUAUACUGUACCCAUUUUCAAGUCUUCGCCUCUUCAGAUCAAUUUUGGAAGAGGGCUUUGCUCCUUUGGAUAAUUCCUUGAACCCAACUAAGACAUAUAGUAUAUUUAAAUGGAUUGCAUAUACAGAAAAAUGUGGUGGGUUGCUCUGACUGUUAAAUAAUUUUCUUGAUCCUUUGCAGAUGAGGCUCACAGUUGCAAUUGUUUUGCACCUCUUUCACAUGUUCCCUCGAUGUUUCUUUCAUCUCUAAGAAAGAACUUUGCACUUCUCUCACUUGGCUGCUGUCUUACAUAGCACAUAAUGUGCUUUCUCACAACCUCUACACUGUGCUUUGUAUUCCCCACGAUCCUGUAGCUUUGGAGGAGCAUUUCAAAGAUGAUGAUGAUGGCCCAGUAUCAAGUCAGGGAUAUAUGCCAUAUCUCAACAAGUAUAUCUUGGACAAGGUAGCAGAAGGAGCUUUUGUCAAGGAGAGUUUUGAUGAACUUUGUUGGACAUUGACAGCAAAGAAGAAUUAUAAUCCAGAUAGGAAUGGGAACAGUGUUGUAUCCCAUGGAGAUGCUUUCAAACUAUGGUGCCUCUUUAACUUUCUCUCUGAAGACAAGUACCCUCUUGUUAUGGUCCCAGAUGAGGUGGAAUACCUCUUGAAGAAGAUAUGUACAGCUAUGAGCAUUGAGCUUAAUAGUGGGGAAUUAGAUGACUAUUUUUCCCAAGAGACCCAGCAACAGAAUGGUUUGACAGUUUGGCAAUUUCUUGAUUUGGUAAACUCUGGCCGAUUACUGCGUGGAAUUGAGCGUGAGGCCAUUAGCAUGGCCAUUGAAGAGGUUUAUCAGGAGAUCAUUGGGGAUGUGCUCAAACAGGGCUAUUUGUGGAAGAAAGGCCACCUAAGAAGGAACUGGUGUGAGCGAUGGUUUACCCUGAAGCCCAGUGAUCUCUCAUAUUAUGUGAGUGAAGAACGUAAAGAAAAGAAAGGGAGCAUUUGUUUGGACAGAAAUUCAUGUGUGGAGAUUUUGCCUGAUAAAGAUGGGAAACGUUGCAUGUUCUGUGUGAAAACAUCUUCACGGACCUAUGAAAUGAGUGCCUCAGAUACCAAGCAAAGGCAGGAGUGGACAUUGGCCAUCCAGAUGGCAAUCCGUCUCCAAGCAGAAGGUAAGAAGUCUCUGCACAAGGACUUAAAACAGAAGAGGAGGGAGCAGCGGGAGCAGCGAGAACGAAAGAAGGCUGCCAAGGAAGAGGAAAUGCAACGCCUGAAGCAGCUUCAGGAAGAAAAGGAGUGCAAGCUGCAGGAACUGGAGCUGCUCAAAGAGGCUCAGAAGCAAGCAGAACUUUUACUCCAGGAAGAAGAGCAACGGCGCCAGCAGCAACAUGAGGAGAUGCAGAAGAUGUUGGAAAUUCAGCUCCAGGAAGCAGAACAGGCUCGGGCUUCCAUGCAAGCAGAGAUGGUUCUAAAGGAGGCAGAGGCGGAACGUCAACGCAAGCGCAUCGCAGAGCUGGAAGACAUGCAGCAACGACUCCAAGAUGCUCUGCAGCAGGAGAUUAAAGCUCGUCAAGAUGAAGAGGCUGUGAGAUAUGAACAGGCCAGAUUGCUGGCAGAGGAGGAGGAAAAACUGAAGCAGUUGAUGAAAUUGAAGGAAGAACAGGAGGAAUAUAUUAUCAAGGCCCAACAUGAAAAACUGGCUCUCAAGCAAGAGAUGGAAAGCAAGAGCAAGUUUCUGGAAGAAACUAAACUGCAGUUGGAAGAAGUCAGAUUUAAUAGGGAGAGGAUGGACCAAGAUGUCAUGAUAGCCCAGCAGAAGCUCCAGCAAGCCAGCACCAAUGUAAAGCACUGGAAUAUUCAGAUGAACCGACUGAUGCACCCCAUUGCUCCAGGAGAAAAGCGUACCAUGACAAGCGGAGGAUUCACUGGCUUUAAUCCUGCAAUCCUGUCCAAAAGAGAGUCAUCUGUCAAAUUGAAACAAAAUAUGGAAAAAAAGAAAUCAGAUCUUGAGACGAAUGAAAGCAAAGAAAACGUAAAUGGAGAGACAGAGAAGCAGAUGCCGAUGUCAGAAAAAGAUGAUUCUGGCUCAGAAAGCCCUUGUUUAGCUUCAGAAGAAAAAUAAACCCACUUAAUUGAAAUCUAGGGACCAGAAUAUAAGUGUCAGGGCAGCUUAAUGAUUAUUAUAGUUUAUAAAUAGUGAACAUAUGUAAAGAUUGUACAGGGAAGAAUUGUGAUGAUCUCUGCAGUUAAGCCACACAGUGCUAGAAUUAACCCUACAGGUCUACACAUACACAUAUAAAUAUUGCUUCCUGAUUGAAACUUCAGAAGUAUGAUUUAAAUAUGGGAUUAUGGUUUCCCCAAAGCAUGCUCUAUUUGGUUUCAGCAGAUGAAAAAGAGUUCUGGUAAUGCUGUAUCCUAUUAUGGUAUUAAAAGUUCUAACAGUUGGUGGUCACAAUACCCACUGCUGUAAUAUGCCAAGAAUUCUGUCAUUCUCUCUAAAAAUAAUAAUAAUUGUAAAAUGUAUUGUCUAAACAUGUGUUAUAAAAAUGGAGUCUUAUUCUU
Ahaetulla prasina is the source of this 4319-nucleotide messenger RNA. It is a transcript of the gene DEF6, whose product is annotated as DEF6 guanine nucleotide exchange factor. Lineage: Eukaryota; Metazoa; Chordata; Lepidosauria; Squamata; Colubridae. The coding region runs from base 2194 to 3879 and encodes 561 amino acids. Gene Ontology annotation, cellular component: nucleus; cytoplasm. The transcript is spliced from 11 exons. The record is from RefSeq and is a predicted model, not a curated record.